Gongylonema pulchrum is the source of this 768-nucleotide messenger RNA. NCBI's taxonomy places the organism in Eukaryota, Metazoa, Nematoda, Chromadorea, Rhabditida, Gongylonematidae. The record is from the annotation of a GenBank genome assembly.
CUUGGCAGUGUUUAUUUGGCUCGCGUUAAGACAGUGAACUUUAUUGUGGCGCUAAAAGUUCUCUUCAAGUCGCAACUCGUCCGAAUUCACAUGGAGCAGCAGCUACGCCGGGAAAUCGAAAACCAUGCGUACCUGAGACAUCCGAACAUCCUCCGAAUGUAUAAUUAUUUCUACGACGAGAAGUGCGUCUACCUAAUUUUGGAAUACGCAGCCGGUGGUGAGCUCUACAAGAAACUGCAGGAACGGGGCCAUUUCGAUGAUGAACAAACCGCCAAGCUCAUUUACCAAAUGGCCGAUGCGCUAAAGUACUGUCACAAGAAGGUUAUUCACCGCGAUCUGAAACCCGAAAAUUUGCUGCUGGGCUACUGGGGAGAGCUGAAAAUAGCCGACUUCGGAUGGAGCGUCCACGAACCGACCUCCAAGCGAUCGACGCUGUGUGGCACAUUGGACUAUCUACCGCCCGAGAUGGUGCAAGGCUGGCUUCACGAUGAGAACGUGGAUCUGUGGUCGCUGGGAGUGCUCUGCUACGAGCUACUGGUGGGAAAGCUGCCGUUCGAACGCAAAGAAAUCAGGGAUACUUACGCUCUUAUCAAGGAGGUCAAUUAUAAAUUCCCGGAGAGCAUCAGCGAAGGUGCCAGAGAUCUGAUCAGUAAACUGCUCGUCAAAGAACCCGCCAAUCGUCUUUCGCUGCAGAAUGUCAUGGAACAUCCCUGGAUUUGUCAGCAUGUCGAUACAACUAGCAAUCAAACAUCAUCGUCUGUUGCUUGA